AACUCGCUCUGGCGUCCCCUCCUCCCCUUGCCUGGGGGGACAAAGUCCGUACGUUGUGAUUUAAGCCUGCAUUUCCGCUGUCCUUGUAAGACCUGCCUAAAAUGCGAGCCGCUUGCCAUGGAAGGUUGAUUCGUGCAGCUGCUCCUGCUGCCGGCCCCGUAAACAGCUUAAUAAAGAGGAAGGAGCAUUUCUCUGGCCCUAGUGACGCGUGCCUGGAUGUAACUUCACCUCGGAAGCUGUCCGCUGCUGCUAUAGCUCUAAGGAACACGCUCGCACAGGGCUGAAGAGGCUCUGAACCUAUCCUUCAAGCGAUUUUAUUUUGGUGGGGGGAGGGGGAGCGUCGCAGCUCCUGCCAGGAGAGGCAAACAACCUUGCUCUCGAAUAAUUUGGGCUAGUCUCCGGGCAAGAAAAAAGCUUUUAUUGGCUGGGAGGGUAAAGCUCUUCUUCCUUCGUUUUGAAUCGCCCUGAGAAAUAAAGUACCGUCCAGCGGCUCCACCUGGAGAAUGGGAACUGGUGGAGAUCCUUACCAGCUAUUCUGUUUAUUUUGGAACAAAGAUGCCUGUUGCCAGCCAGAGUCACGGUUCGGUCUGCUGAUGGAUGAAUGAGCUGCAAGUGCUAAGUGAGAGAUACAAGCUCCUCCAACCUGCCACACCUUUCUUCUUGAAUUGUGAGAACCUUGGAGAUGAGGAGCAGGAGCAAUUCCGGAGUCCGUUUAGAUGGUUAUGCUCGGCUUGUUCAACAGACCAUUUUGAGUAAUCAGAACCCAGUUACAGGACUGCUCUCUGCCAGCACAGAACAAAAGGAUGCUUGGGUCCGAGACAACAUAUAUAGCAUUUUGGCUGUGUGGGGCUUGGGCAUGGCCUACAGGAAGAAUGCAGAUCGAGAUGAAGAUAAAGCCAAAGCAUAUGAAUUGGAGCAGAAUGUUGUGAAACUGAUGCGAGGACUUCUGCAAUGUAUGAUGAGACAGGUAGAUAAAGUUGAGAAGUUCAAGCACACACAGAGUACCCGGGACUGCCUACAUGCCAAAUAUAACACAGCCACCUGUGACACUGUAGUAGCAGAUCAUGAGUGGGGACAUCUACAAGUAGAUGCAACUUCCCUUUACCUUCUUUUCCUGGCGCAGAUGACAGCUUCUGGUUUGCGUAUUGUCUUCACCCUUGAUGAAGUUGCCUUUAUACAGAAUCUAGUGUUUUACAUAGAGGCUGCAUACAAAGUGGCUGAUUAUGGCAUGUGGGAACGUGGUGAUAAGACAAAUCAGGGUAUCCCUGAACUGAAUGCAAGCUCUGUAGGAAUGGCCAAAGCCGCAUUGGAAGCAAUAGAUGAAUUGGACCUGUUUGGAGCUGGAGGAGGACACAAGUCAGUUAUUCAUGUUCUUCCAGAUGAAGUUGAACAUUGUCAGUCUAUUCUAUAUUCCAUGUUGCCGAGGGCAUCCACAUCAAAAGAGAUCGAUGCGGGACUUUUAUCUAUUAUUUCUUAUCCAGCCUUUGCUGUGGAGGACAUGAACAUUGUCAAUGUGACUAAAAAUGAAAUUAUCACUAAACUUCAAGGGCGAUAUGGUUGCUGUCGUUUCCUUCGAGAUGGCUAUAAAACACCAAGAGAGGAUCCAAAUAGGUUACACUAUGAUCCUGCUGAGCUCAAGUUAUUUGAAAAUAUAGAAUGUGAGUGGCCUGUAUUUUGGACAUAUUUCCUAAUUGAUGGAGUGUUUAAUGGAGAUUUAAUUCAGGUGCAAGAGUACAGAGAAGCCUUAGAAGCAAUACUCAUUAGAAAAAAGAAUGGGAUUCUUUUGAUGCCAGAACUGUAUGCUGUUCCUCCAGAUAAGGUGAAUGAAGAAUAUGAGAAUCCUCACACGGUGGAUCGUAUUCCAGCUGGAAAGCUACCUCAUCUCUGGGGCCAGUCAUUAUACAUCCUCAGUGCACUCUUAGCAGAGGGAUUUCUGGCUACUGGUGAAAUUGAUCCGUUAAAUAGGAGGUUUUCGACUGCCUUUAAGCCUGAUGUUGUUGUUCAAGUAACGGUCCUAGCAGAGACAAAUGAAAUUAAGCAACUCUUGAGACAUCAUGGAAUCCAUGUUCAGAGCAUUGCUGACAUUCAUCCAAUCAGAGUGCAGCCAGCACGGAUUUUGAGCAGUUUAUAUGCUAAGCUUGGCCGCAACAAGAACAUGAAACUGAGUGGAAGACCUUAUCGACAUAUUGGUGUUCUGGGAACUUCCAAACUAUAUGUUAUAAGAAAUCAGAUCUUUACUUUUACUCCUCAGUUUACAGAUCAACAUCACUUCUACUUGGCUUUAGACAAUCGGAUGAUUGUGGAGAUGAUCCGAACAGAGCUAGCUUAUCUAACUUCCUGUUGGAGGAUGACGGGAAGACCAACCCUCACUUUUCCAAUCACCAAUACAAUGCUAAUUGAUGAUGGCUCUGACAUUGAUCCUGCAAUUCUUGCUACUGUAAGGAAACUUGGAGAUGGAUACUUUGGAGGGGCUAGGGUGAAGUUGGGCAAGCUUUCAGAGUUUCUCACGACUUCAUUCCAUACAAACCUCAGCUUUCUGGAUCCAGAUUGUGAUGGAAAACUCUUUGAUGAUGAUAGUGAAGGCUAUUCUAGUCCUGAAAGUGGCUAUGAACUGGAAGAUUAUGCAGACUUCUGUGUCAAAGAAAGCCAGGAUGAACUGGACCAGUAUAUAAACAGUAUGUUGCAGAGCACUGCUCUUAAAUCCUACUUGCCUCCAGUUUCAAAAGCCUCCAGUUCACCCCAUGUAUUUAGUGCCGCUCAUUCUACCAGAGAAAUACUCUCAGUCAUGGCCAAGGCAAAGGGAUUGAAUGUUCCAAAUGUUUCAAUGUCUCUGCCUACAAAUGUUUUAAACACUCACCGAAAAUCCCUGAACCUUGUUGACUCCCCACAUCCAGUAUCUGACCAAACAGAGAAGAAAAAUGAAGAUCCUAUAUACCAUGAGCCGGAGGCUGUUCUUCAGUUGCCCAAAGAUGCUCAUGGUGAUUUGGACUGUGAGAAAUUAGUCGAUAAGCUAAAGGAAUGCCCUACUUUACAUGAUCAGGCAGACAUAUUGUAUAUCUUGUAUCUAAUAAAAGGCCUUGACUGGGAAACACAACUCUAUGGCCAGUGUGGAGUCACAGUUCAUUGUCUUCUCAAUGAGCUCUACAGCAAAGCAGGCCUGAACCAAGAAUGGGGUUUAAUCCGCUACAUUUCUGGCAUACUUAAAAAAAGAGUGGAGGUCCUCUCUGAGGCAUGCACAGACCUCCUGUCACACCAGAAGCAACUUACAGUGGGCCUGCCACCUGAGCCUCGUGAAAAAACAAUUAUAGCCCCUUUGCCACCAGAGAAGCUGACAAAACUUAUCUAUGAAGCCAGUGGCCAGGACAUCAGCAUUGCAGUACUUACACAGGAAAUUAUGGUGUACUUGGCUAUGUAUGUCCGGUCGCAACCCAGUCUCUUUGCAGAGAUGCUCAGACUCCGCAUUGGACUCAUCAUUCAAGUAAUGGCCACUGAACUGGCUCGUAGCUUGAAUUGUUCAGGAGAGGAGGCGUCAGAAAGCUUGAUGAAUCUCAGCCCCUUUGAUAUGAAAAGUCUCCUGCACCAUAUUCUCAGCGGGAAAGAGUUUGGAGUUGAGAGAAGCAUGCGUCCUCUUGAUUCUUGUACAUCAAGCCCUGCUAUAUCUAUUCAUGAAGUCGGCCACACAGGAGCAACUAAAACAGAAAGAAGUGGCAUCACCAGGCUGAAGAGUGAGAUGAAGCAGAGGCAUAGGAGACUAAGUAGUAGUGAACAGUUCUUCUAUGGGGGCCAUUCCACAUCCAGCAGCAUGCACUCUUCCAGGUCUAUGAGAUGUAGUAGUCCAUCUUCUCCCACCAGUACUUCAUCCCCUACAGGGUUUGGUGGACACAGUAUAAGCUGGGGUGAUCGACAAGGGCAAUGGCUUCGUAGGAGGCGGCUUGAUGGUGCCAUUAACAGAGUGCCCGUCGGCUUCUAUCAAAAAGUAUGGAAGAUCCUUCAAAAGUGUCACGGUCUGUCCAUUGAUGGUUAUGUCCUUCCUUCUUCAACGACAAGAGAGAUGACACCUUGUGAAAUCAAGUUUGCUGUCCAUGUGGAAUCAGUACUGAACCAUGUACCCCAGCCUGAAUACAGGCAACUGCUAGUGGAGGCCAUCCUUGUCGUUGCGCUGUUAUCGGAAAUCGAGGUGAACAGCAUUGGAGGCAUAAUUCACGUGGAUCGGAUUGUGCACAUAGCAAACGAUCUCUUUCUCCAGGAACAGAAAUCCCUUGGAACAGCUGAUGGCUUCUUGGAACGAGACCUUGCCACAGGGAUCUGCUAUUUCUUCUAUGACAGUGCCCCGAGUGGUGCUUAUGGAACCAUGACUUACCUAACAAAAGCAGUGGCAGGUUACCUACAAGAGUUUCUCCCAAGCACAGGCUGCCUGAUGCAAUGAACUGUCUAAAGUACAAGAAAGAAUCUUUUAAAAUUGAAAGCUCUUUAUCUCAUGCUACCUUCUCUGGAACCUUCCCCCUUGAUUAGUCUAUAGCUCUAUUCACGCAUUAUGUUUGAAAUUUGUAUGAAGAGUGUACGCAGGUGCAGUUAGUCACUCAUUAUGUAGAAUAGGAUGUGUUUGAAGAGCCUGCACUUUUACUUUUAAAAUGAAUGCAGGUACAGUUAUUCACACAAAACCACGUACGAGCGUGCAAACAUCUGUAUACAUGUUCAGCAUAAUUUCUGAAUAAGGCUUAUACUUCUACCUCAACACUCUGCUCCAUAUGACCAUUUAAAGAGAAUGUGGACCUAUAGGCAGUGUGCAAGGUUUUGUGGACGAUGCUCUGACCAGUAAAUAUAAAUCCGGAUGUACAGAUUUGGGUACAUGAUGUUAAACACUGUGUAAAGGUGCAAAACUUCUGGGCAUUCUUACAUGCAUGAGAGGAUAGUGUCUCUUUAGUACCAAUCUGCAUAUAUAGUCUAUUUAGGUUGCACAGCAUUGUUUAAUUUAAGCUUAGCAUUAUGUUCAUAUGAUAGCAAAACAUUUUGUAAUAAACAAAUGGAAUAUAAUUCACCCCUCACAUCAGCCUUGAGGAGGAGCGCCAUUCAAUCCGUUGUGAUAGCUGAACUACGUCAAUUUAGCUGAAAAUCUUUCAUUGCAAGGGUUAUUUCUACCAUGGAAACAAACUGGAGUAAGGAAUAGGGAACAGUGGCUGACAUACUGCACAGUACUUGCAACUUAUUGUUCAUGCAGUUGUACAAAAAAGAGUGCUGUUUGUGCCAAUUGCACAAUUCUUACUAACGUGGUUGCACAACUGACCACCACUAAAAUAAUGGCUGUCCGUUGCACAACUGUGUUGCACAAUUCUUGAUAUUAGCACAACAGCACCCUUGUACAGCUGUGUAAGUGUUACAUUGCAAUAUGCACAUAAUAUUGCACAGUAUGUCAGCCAAAUAAUUUCAGACUUCUAAAUUAGUAACAUCCAGGGUUUAUACCUUGCAAAAUCCCUUCAUAGAAUGCACUUCUGGGCAAGAAUUAACAGGAAAUACCUGUGCAAAGCAUCGGUUGGUAUUAUUUUAAAUAAUUCUUCAUAAUUAGGACUGCAACAUUUUGUUCAUCUGUUAGAUUAAUCCAGUCACAAUCAUGUUAAUAAACUAUGCCUCAAUUAAUCAGUCAGCAGUUGUGUGUGAGUGAGUGAAAGAAAGAAUUCAAGUACUUGUAAAAACUGCAAAUGGCAAGUACCCUCUUAAAUGAAGCAUUCUCCUUCUGUGUAAGGAAGAUUAGGAAAUACCUUUUCUUAGAUGCCUGCAGUGAUGCAGCUGAGCAUUAUCUAUACACAGAGCAUAGCCUUUUUAAAUGCAGAAUUAUUGGUUUUCUCUUAUGCAAAUUAAUGCAGAUUUAAUUGUCUGACUUGGGUGACAGCUCUACUAACAAUACAACACAUUCACAUUUUUUACACUGCAUAUUAUGUAUGGACAUGACUGCCUGGGAAUUCAUGGCCAUUUGUACAACACAUGUAUUCUUUGUUGUUUCUUUAAAGCUGCUUGUAAGAUAAAUGGACAUGAAGAUGUGCACUGGUUUCAUGCUAAUUUCUACACUGUGUAGAAAUCUUUUCAUCUGCAACAUGGUCUCAAAAAUGGGUUUCAUGCCUUCAUAGGAGAGGAUUCCAAAAGUUGACUUGAAACUGAUUAAAAGCUCUCUCUAAUGUA
This is a messenger RNA of Hemicordylus capensis (graceful crag lizard), 6174 nucleotides long. RefSeq names its product phosphorylase kinase regulatory subunit alpha 2 (gene PHKA2). The coding region runs from base 683 to 4426 and encodes 1247 amino acids. NCBI's taxonomy places the organism in Eukaryota, Metazoa, Chordata, Lepidosauria, Squamata, Cordylidae. The transcript is spliced from 35 exons. Gene Ontology annotation, biological process: glycogen metabolic process. Gene Ontology annotation, molecular function: calmodulin binding. Gene Ontology annotation, cellular component: phosphorylase kinase complex. The record is from RefSeq and is a predicted model, not a curated record.